Messenger RNA from Aspergillus saccharolyticus JOP 1030-1, 1137 nucleotides. RefSeq names its product protein gprD (gene gprD). The transcript has 2 exons. Gene Ontology annotation, biological process: adenylate cyclase-activating G protein-coupled receptor signaling pathway. The record is from RefSeq and is a predicted model, not a curated record. Bases 1 to 1137 code for a protein of 378 amino acids. Gene Ontology annotation, cellular component: plasma membrane. Gene Ontology annotation, molecular function: G protein-coupled receptor activity. NCBI's taxonomy places the organism in Eukaryota, Fungi, Ascomycota, Eurotiomycetes, Eurotiales, Aspergillaceae.
AUGGGUGUGAUCGCUCUCUGUUCUUUCAUUGCAUCGUUUGGUCUGCUGUCGUUCCUUACUUAUCGUUUCAUCUUCUGGCGUCACUACUACAAGCGACCGCUGGCACAGAACCAGUACGUCGUCUUAAUUUAUAAUCUCCUUCUCGUCGAUAUUCAGCAAGCAAUGGCAUUCUUGCUAUGUCUUCACUGGGUGUCCCAAGGCCAUGUCUACUAUCCGAGUGCGCCCUGUGUUCUUCAGGGUUGGUGGAUCCAGAUCGGGGAUCCCGGCAGUGGUCUGUUUGUGUUGGCGAUUGCCAUGCAUACGGGUGCAGUGGUGAUGCGAGGUCGACAGCUGCCAUUUCCAAUCUUUGUGGCCAGUGUCGUGGGUCUCUGGGUGUUCAUCAUUAUCCUCGGUCUCAUCCCGGUGGGCUUGUUUGGUUCCGACACCUUUGUAAUCUCUGAAGCAGGCUGGUGCUGGCUGGGUCCGCAACACGAGACUGAGCGACUAUGGCUACAUUAUCUAUGGAUUUUCCUGGCCGAGUUCGGUACCGUGGUUCUCUACGGAAUCAUGUUCUUCUAUCUCCGACGCCGUAUGCAGGAAGCCGCCUCCCUCCGUCAGAACCACCAAGAGAACUUGAAGCGGUUGAACCGGGUGGUCAUAUACAUGGUUAUCUAUCCUUUGGUGUACUUGGUGCUGUCGCUGCCUUUGGCUGCCGGGCGUAUGUCCACGGCCCGGCAUGUCGUGCCUAGUCGAGCGUACUUUGCGGUGGCCGGAACAUUGAUGGCUCUGUCGGGUCUGGUAGAUGUGGUGGUCUAUACUUUGACCCGUCGCCACUUGCUGCUGGAGACUGAUCUCAGCGCUUCCGACCGGAUGUAUGCGUACACGGAGUCGGCCGCCUAUCAAACGCACAUUACCACCGGUCACGGCGACACGACUACGAAGAAGCCGCGCAUGAAAACCCGAUUCCGACGCGGUCUACAGAGCAUCAACGACACGGUGGACGAUCAUCGAGAUUCGUCGACCGAAGAUAUUGUGCGUAAGACGGACAUGGAGCUGGCUGAUCUGGGGCAUGGCGUGUACCAGGAGACGACCAUCGAAAUUUCGCACGAGCCAGCCGAGCCCGAAGAAUUUCAGAACCGAAAUCGCCACAGCGGUUGA